AUGAUCAUGAGAGAGUAUGAGACAAUGCAAGAAGCAAAGAAAGAAUUACCAAGGCGGAAAGCUGGCUUUUCCGAAGGAAGCGAGUUCGAAGUACAGACAUAUUAUGACGACACAGAGACGAUGCGAAUAUUCCGCACAGCUGCAGGAGUCCUAGGUCUGUCCAUAGACGAUAUGUGGGAGAUGUAUGGCGAAUUUCUCAUCACAUUUGCCUGCGAGACGGGCUGGGAGAAGAUGCUCGCAUGUAUGGCCAAUAAUCUUCAGGAGUUUUUGGACAAUCUCAACUCGAUGCAUUAUUUCAUCGACCAGAUCGCAUUCAAGUCUGAAAUGCGGGGACCAACUUUCCAGUGCGAAUCUAUGGGUGAAGGAGCGCUUCGGCUACACUAUUUUUCUCACAGACAGGGGCUCUUCCCGAUUGUGAAGGGUCUUGUUCAUCGCACGGCCAGACUGCUAUAUGAAAUGGAAGUCAGGGUAAGUGUGGUGGAAAGGUCUCAAGAGCGUCGGAAAAGUGGAAUGGUCGAGCAUGUCGUUUUCUCAUUGGAACCCGAUGACGAACAUCGCGCUGGAAAACGUUUGGCCUACAAGUUCAAACGUCAGAUGAAUCCAAUCAGCGAGGUCGAAGCGAAUGCAUCACUGGCAGCGCAUCUACCAAUGAACCUCAAAGACUUUGCAAGAAUUUUCCCUUAUCACAUUUGUUUCAACCGACAGAUGGUAGUCGAGCAUGUUGGUAAAUAUCUGCUAGUGGAGUACGGUCUUGCAGACAAGAAGAUGCUGAAAUUGACUGAGCUUGUGCAACUAGUGCAACCUGCUGAUAUACAGCAACUGACACACAAAAGCAUCAUGACGUACCUAAACACGUUGUUCAUCUUCCAACUGAAACAUCACUGUCGUCGCAACGAAGUGGAAAAAGGAUCAAGUCAAGCAUUCCAGCAACCACUUUCUCUCAAAGGUCAAAUGAUGCCAGUGAAUGGCGGAAAUUCUAUAAUGUUUCUUUGCUCUCCACACGUCACAUCUGUUCGGGAUAUCCUGGAUUUGAAGCUUUUUAUUUCCGAUAUGCCCAUGCAUGACGCAACUAGGGACCUGGUGAUGUUAAAUCAGAGUCGAAUAUGUCAGAUGGAGUUGAACAAGCGACUAGAGGAGACUGUGCGAAAAAUGAAGGGCUUGGCUGAGGAACUGGAGAAGAAGAAGCAACAAACUGAACAUCUUCUCUACGAGUUUGUACCGGAGGUGAUCGCAAAUGCGUUUCGUCUUGGAAAACCUGUACCACCUCAGGAGUUUUCGGACUGCACUGUGAUGUUCACUGAUGUGCCCGACUUCAUCACCAUAAACGCGAACUGCAAACCAGAAGAGGUGAUCGAUAUGAUUGCUGACCUGUUCAAACGAUUUGAUUACCUUAUUGAGAAACACAAGUGCUAUAAAGUCCUUUCCCUAAUGGACGGAUACCUCGUAGUCAGUGGAGCUCCAAAUCCGAAAACCAGUCAUGUUGAAGAUAUGCUCAAUCUCGCUUUGGGUUUCGUAUUCUCUGGCAAGAAGGUUGAUGUUCCUGGAAUGAACCUUACCGUCAGGGUACGAGUUGGAAUAAGUUGCGGGCCGAUUGUUGCUGGUGUGGUCAGCCAUGAAAAACCGAGGUACUGCAUUUUUGGCCAAACGGUCAACGUCGCAAAACAAAUUCGAUCUGCAAGUUCACCUGGAAAAAUCCUCGUUACCAAUACUGUUCGCGUGUGA
Cylicocyclus nassatus is the source of this 1722-nucleotide messenger RNA. The record is from the annotation of a GenBank genome assembly. Lineage: Eukaryota; Metazoa; Nematoda; Chromadorea; Rhabditida; Strongylidae.